AUGCUUGCUCCUAUGAGUUCCGCAUCCUCCUCAUCCUCGUCUGAACAACCUCCACCUACAGCACCCACAGUGUCCAACAAGAGCGACGUCCCUCCUGCCAAGGGAUCUGUGGUGUGGAAGAAGUGGCCCUCCGCCCUCCGGGCUCUGAUUGCGGUGCUUCCAGCAUAUCAAGCCCUCCUCAGAAGUGGCGAUUACGCUGGCAAAAGGGCAUGGAUGAGCAAGACCAUACCGGAGAUGAUGGAGCGCGACUUCCCUGAGAGCAUGAUUCAACAAUUUGGCACCGACAAGCUCAGAGUUGCCGUCGGAGCCUGGUUGAACAACAAUAGGAACGCGGCAGCCCAGGAUGUAUCCAAGGCGUUGAAUGGGAACGACUGCCCACAGAAGGCUGAAGAUGGAGCUACGGCGAGCCCUAGCAGGAACACGGGAAGCAAUGAUACCGCACGCGCGGUCGUGGGGAAGAUUGUCGAUAACCCUUUGGCGAAGGCUUUGCGGGCGCGGAAGGUGUCCCCCAUGCGACUGUGGGGUAGCGAGAACAACGCCCGCGUGCAGGAGCGCAUCGAAGCUAUGGGCAGGAAUAAGAUAGGGGGAUGGUCGAGGUGCGCGUCGUACAUUUGGCACAACGAGCUGGAGGAGGCGGAGCGGUCCGAGUGGGUAAAAAAAGCGGAGGAGCUGAGCAUGCCUGAUGAUGAGCAAUGUUACAUCAAUCAGCUCAGCGUCACAAAGCUGCUUGUUAGCUUGCUGACUGACCUAAUCAGCAUAGGGCCCUCCAAAAUAGGCAAGGCGUGCUUCGCGGUGCGCUUGGCUUACAGGGCCCCUGAUGGGCAGCUCAUCUAUGAAGAUUUCUCGUUGACCGAGGAUGAGAAAGCGAUUAUGUUCGCCCACUUCGACGGCGGUGCUUCACCGGAAGAGGAUGAGCAGUGGAUGAAAUGGGUAUCCACAGUUGUAGGCGUCAAUCCGAAGGCCCGUGAACGGGAGGUGGAUUACGACAAGGAGGGCGCUGUGCGUUUGCGCAAGUGGACGGGAAGUGAGGAUGUCCUCUGGAUGAAGCGCGCGUUACGCGCCUACUUCAAGGAAGUGUGGGCUGAAAGCGGGAAUGAGCCGGAGGCUUUCACAAUGGAGGAUGUGAUUCGCUCCCCGACGUCCUUUGUGGACGGGGAUUGGGUAGACAUGUUCAAGUCCGACCCUUUCCAAUUGGAACCUGCCGAUCUGAAGGUCGACGACACCGAGGGGCAAGUUCCGCUCCCAUCAAUGCCAAGUUCCGAACUGCCCGGGCCGAGCGAGUUGGAUAACGUGGUAGAUACCCCAGGGCAAGAGUUGCAUGAUGGCCCUGGAUCCCAAACGGGCAUGCGGGCGCAUAACGACACCUCUCUACCCCACAAUUAUGAGACGUCGGUCGCCGGUAGCGCCUCUGUGCCAGAGGCGGAUGCUCCAGAACAGAACACACCUUCUAUCCAAGAAGCGCAGCACGCAGAGCCUGGUUCAAACGCCCCGCGGAAUUUGGAUCCGCGGCACGCCCCUGGGGCGCAGUUCCCCCCCAGCAUAGUCCCGCCAGCAACUGUGACUCCACACCGCACGUUGUCUGUUCCCCCAGAGCCAGCUCCCACACACCCAGCGUACGCACGGGCGGGCUCCACUCCCGCGACGUUGGAGCAUGCCUCCCAUGGCGAACCCCACGUAUCGUACACUCCCAGAAGCUGGCGCACGUGGGAGGUGCUUAGAUCGCCUGCUAGGAGCAAGGUGGGAGGGAGGGAUUCCCCCAACGUGCAGGUGAAACCUGCCAGUGUCCUUCCGCCCUUGUUCCCCAUCCGCGAGGAGGACGCUGGAUACAGGUCGCAGGAGGAGUUGCCCGCAAGUGUGACGUCAACCCCUUGCACGUUGCGGUCGGUCGUGGAUCGCGAGACGUUUAUGCCAGCAUCCAGUGAUUUCGAAACUUUUCCCGAUGAGCGAUCAGGGGAGGUGUCGCAACCUGACCUUGACGUGCACAUGGGCGAAGUGUCGCAGCCUGUCCUCAACGUAGGCGUGGGCGAGCCUCCACUGCAAGAGCAUCCACCUGCAGAGAGCGCUCAGGUCGAAGUGGGAAAGGGCGGUGAGGAGAUGACAGACGAACGGGGGGGAGAUGGGGCACAGGCUCCUGGGCAGAAGAAGAGGGGCCGUCCCAAGGCUAACGUUGCACCAUCGACGAGAGUACUGCGGGGGCGCUCUCAAGGCAACCCGGACACUGAUGCCACGGCGACGGUGGAUGUGGGGAGUGUCCCUCUACCCAAGAAGAGGAAAAGCGUCGCAGACGGGGCGUUGAGCGGUGGGAGUGGUGCUACCCAGGCCAUGGAGACCCAUGGGACAGAGAUUGGAGGGACGGAGACCCAGGGGACAGGCAACCACGAGGCCAUGGGUGGUACUUCCCGGCGCGGCGGUAAGAGGUCGGGACGCGGAAGGAAGCCCAAGAAGGCGUAG
Dichomitus squalens LYAD-421 SS1 is the source of this 2451-nucleotide messenger RNA. RefSeq lists its product as uncharacterized. The coding region runs from base 1 to 2451 and encodes 816 amino acids. The record is from RefSeq and is a predicted model, not a curated record. The transcript has 8 exons. NCBI's taxonomy places the organism in Eukaryota, Fungi, Basidiomycota, Agaricomycetes, Polyporales, Polyporaceae.